ACUGAAGGUGAAACAGUUCGUAAGGAUGACAUGCUCGUAUGCCAAAAAAAUAUGAAUUACCAUCCUGGCCUCAAUGUGUAUUUUGAAGCUGAUCGAACUGAGAAAAUACUGAGAUCGGCAUGUGAUGGCAUUGUCCGAAUAACUGCGGAACGGAUUAAUCCAGAUUUGACAAAUCCCGAGAUGACUAUUUAUGAACAUAAGAAGGAUUUGGAAUUACGAAAGCUCACUUUCAAUGUGAUACCAUUCGAAAUGUCAAAGACGUUUAAGCUUCUGUUUUACUUUAUCUCUGCCUCUAUUUCAGAUGUCCAUCGUAUAUUGGAGUUGAUUGAGCAUGUCCAAGGAACAGGAGAAAUCAACACACCUGAGCUAGCUUCUCUCCAAAAAAUUCUCAAGUCAGACUUUUUCAAUGCUGUCCGGGAGGUCUACGAAACGGUCUACGAUACGGUGGACAUCGAUGGGCCGCCGGAGGUGCGGGCCUCCGCUACUGCGAAAGCAACCGUGGCCGCAUUUGCCGCCGCUGAAGGACAGGCUCACCCGCGUACUGUCGAACUGCCGAAAACCGAUCAAGGCUUGGGAUUCAAUGUUAUGGGUGGGAAGGAGCAAAACUCUCCCAUUUAUAUAUCGAGAAUCAUACCAGGUGGUGUCGCUGAUCGUCAUGGCGGUUUAAGACGUGGAGAUCAGCUGAUUGCUGUGAACGGAGUGAAUGUGGAAAGUGAAUGUCAUGAAAGGGCUGUUGACUUAUUGAAAUCCGCCCAAGGUACUGUGCGCCUUGUUGUUCGAUACACGCCACGUCUCCUGGAUGAAAUGGAGCGGCGCUUCGAGCGUCAACGACGACGCGCUAACCAACCUAGUCCCGGACCAUCACAACCAUCUUACGUGAAGGUCACAGACAAAGCUCAUCAGCGGCUAAAGGAAGUCCUUUCUCCCGGUGAGCGAUUGCGUAUUGAAGUGGACGGAGGAGGCUGCUCUGGAUUCGAAUACAAGAUUAAACUGGAUACAAAGCUCCAAAAUGACGACCGGCUCUGGAAAGGCGACAAUGUUGAAGUAGUAAUCGACGAGAUGUCGCUAGGAUAUAUGCGUGGAGCUACUAUUGACUACGUAGCAGACUUGAUGAAAGAAUCAUUUCGAGUCGUGAACAAUCCUAUCGCCGAGAAAGGUUGCUCAUGUGGGUCGAGCUUCGCUCUAAAAAUGGACUAG
Messenger RNA from Haemonchus placei, 1197 nucleotides. The record is from the annotation of a GenBank genome assembly. NCBI's taxonomy places the organism in Eukaryota, Metazoa, Nematoda, Chromadorea, Rhabditida, Trichostrongylidae.